CCCGCGUCCGGGAGGUGCGCAGUGCAGGCUGCGGCGACCUCGGAGCUAUGAGCUGGACCUGCCCGCGUUGCCAACAACCCGUUUUCUUCGGUGAGGUUGGGCUGAGGAAGGGUAAAAAGUGGGGCGAAGCCCGCUGGGCUUCCUGAGGACAUGAGAGGCUGGUGAUGUGGUCCCAGUUCCCCUUUCCAGCUGGGGCGGGGACGCCUGCUCCUGGGAGCUGGGCAAGCGGAACUCAGCAGAGAAGGAGGGUGCUGGAUGCCUGGCCUGGCUCCUUGCAGCCCUUCACCUCGUUCCUCACAGCGGAGAAGGUGAGCUCUUUGGGCAAGAACUGGCACCGCUUCUGCCUGAAAUGUGAGCGCUGCCACAACGUCCUGUCCCCUGGAGGGCAUGCAGAGCACAAUGGGAAACCGUACUGCCACAAGCCAUGUUAUGGGGCUCUCUUCGGACCCAGGGGGGUGAAUAUUGGUGGUGUGGGCUCCUACCUCUACAACUCCCCCACACCUACCCCUGCCAGUACCACUCCCCUAAGCCCCAGCAGCUUUAGCCCCCCCAGACCCAGGACUGGUCUCCUACAGGGCAAGAAAAGCCCCCCGCACAUGAAGACAUUCACCGGGGAGACUUUGCUGUGCCCCGGCUGUGAGGAGCCCGUCUAUUUUGCUGAGAAGGUGAUGUCUCUGGGCAGAAAUUGGCACCGACCCUGUCUGAGGUGCCAGCGCUGCCGGAAGACCCUGACUGCCGGGAGCCACGCUGAGCACGAUGGCGCCCCCUAUUGCCACAUUCCCUGCUACGGCUACCUGUUUGGCCCCAAAGGUGUGAACAUUGGUGAUGUAGGCUGCUACAUCUAUGACCCCGUGGAAAUAAAAUGAGAUGCUCACAGGAGAGGUCACCCUAACUCGGACCUUCCACCAUCCAACUCCAUGGUCCACAGUAGGAGCAGUGGAAUUCUCCAACCCCAUGGGGGUGGGAGGAGGUAGGGUGCUGGUAGCCUGGUAACCUGGGCCUUAGGCUCCAUGGCAGACCAGAAUCUCAACUUUCUCUGCCAACUCUUCCCUUUCUCAUCCCUAUCUAAUCGUGUCUGGGUACAGGGGCUACCCCCUUUUGAGGGAUAGCCUUCUGAUCUCCCCAGUCCCUUCUGAACAGAUUCUGAAACUUCAAGGUACUCAUUUAUUGUGU
Molecule: messenger RNA, 1173 nt
Organism: Erinaceus europaeus (western European hedgehog)
Lineage: Eukaryota; Metazoa; Chordata; Mammalia; Eulipotyphla; Erinaceidae
Gene: CRIP3
Product: cysteine rich protein 3
Exons: 7
Coding region: 165-866 (233 amino acids)
Source: RefSeq, a predicted model, not a curated record